Vicia villosa (hairy vetch) is the source of this 1989-nucleotide messenger RNA. Its product is annotated as scarecrow-like protein 1. Gene Ontology annotation, molecular function: DNA-binding transcription factor activity; sequence-specific DNA binding. Bases 303 to 1859 code for a protein of 518 amino acids. Gene Ontology annotation, biological process: regulation of DNA-templated transcription. The transcript has 2 exons. The record is from RefSeq and is a predicted model, not a curated record. Gene Ontology annotation, cellular component: nucleus. NCBI's taxonomy places the organism in Eukaryota, Viridiplantae, Streptophyta, Magnoliopsida, Fabales, Fabaceae.
UUAGUAUUCGGCUAUUGCCUUUGAUCUUACUUGUUACUUUACUACCAACUUCAACUCUCUAUCCAACCAUUUUUUAAUAUACAAAAACACACAUCAAGAACUGCUUUUGCCUCUUCUAAAAUUCCAAUGCUAGUUAACUUUUCUUCUCCUUCAAAGGUUCAUUCUUCCUCAUCUCUAGAAGGACUAGAUUGAUCUUUGAUCUGUCUUGCAACAGAUCAUCAUACACUUUCUUUGAUUAUUGAUCUUUAACUGCUUGGACCCUUCCUUCUGAUAAAAGUUUUUAUUCAGAUAAGGAUAGAAGCAUGUAUAUGACAGAUACUUACUCGAUCGAGAGUUACGAGAAGUACUUCCUUGACUCACAAACGGAAGAACUCGUAGAAAUGUCUAGUUCCAACAUUUCUACAAGUUCAAUUCAUCCAGAUGGUGCUUCAGUGGUUACUAAUAACCCAUUUGAUAGUUGUGUGAUGAUGGAAAAUCGAGGCGCGGAUUCAAUUGAAGUGGACGGAGUAAUGAGAUCAAAACUAGAAGCCUUGGAGAGAGCUUUACUUGAGGAUAGUGACAUUGAGGCGGAAGAGGAAUAUGAUGACUCUCGAUGCAUGGAAAUCGAUUGGGCUGAUCAUGAUCCGAUUCAGAACAUGCUGCUUCUCGAUGACCAUGACUCGCCAAAGGAGUAUUCAUCUUCGGAUUCAAACGUUAGUAGCAUUCGUAGCACCGCAAAAGAAAUAAGAAAAAUCUAUAGGACUCCCAAGCAACUGCUCUAUGAAUGUGCUACUGCAAUUUCAGAAGGAAAUGACGAGGAAGCAUCGUCGAUGAUAAACAAUCUGCGACAGAUGGUAUCGAUUCAAGGAGAGCCUUCUCAGAGAAUUGCAGCCUAUAUGGUGGAGGGACUUGCAGCUCGCCUAGCUGAAUCGGGUAAAAGUAUAUAUAGAGCCUUGAAAUGCAAGGAACCUCCUUCUUCAGACCGUCUAGCCGCGAUGCAGAUACUCUUUGAGGUUUGUCCGUGUUUUAAAUUCGGGUUUAUUGCUGCAAACAAUGCAAUUACAGAAGCUGUUAAAGAUGAAAUGAGGAUUCAUAUCAUAGAUUUCGACAUCAAUCAAGGAAGUCAGUACAUAAACCUUAUUCAAACACUUGCAUUGAGAUCUUGUAAGCCCUCACAUGUUAGAUUGACCGGGAUCGACGAUCCUGAAUCCGUGCAGCGAUCCGUUGGAGGACUAAAUAUCAUAGGACAAAGACUAGAAAAACUAGCAGAAGCGCUCGGAUUGUCAUUUGAGUUUCGGGCAGUCUCGUCCAGGGCUUCCGUUGUCACCUCAUCAAUGCUCAGCUCCCGUCGUGGAGAAGCCCUUGUUGUGAACUUUGCAUUCCAGCUUCAUCACAUGCCCGACGAGAGCGUUUCAACGGUAAACGAACGAGACCAACUUCUUCGCUUGGUAAAGAGCUUGAAUCCGAGGAUUGUAACGGUCGUGGAGCAAGAUGUGAACACAAAUACCGCGCCAUUCUUGCAGAGAUUUGUUGAAGCUUAUAACUACUACUCUGCUGUUUUUGAGUCACUUGAUGUUACUCUUCCUAGAGAGAGUCAAGAUAGGAUGAAUGUUGAGAGGCAAUGCUUAGCAAGGGACAUUGUUAAUACAGUAGCGUGUGAAGGCGAGGAUCGGAUAGAACGGUAUGAAGUCGCGGGGAAAUGGAGAGCUAGGAUGACAAUGGCGGGAUUUACUUCAUCGCCGAUGAGCGCAAAUGCGAGCGAUGAAAUCAGAAAACUAGUUAAGGUGUACUGUGAUAGGUAUAAGGUAAAGGAGGAAAAGGGUGCACUUCAUUUUGGUUGGGAAGACAAAAACUUGAUUGUUGCUUCGGCAUGGAGGUGAACACAAAAACAUGAUUAAUUGUUCCUAGUGUUUGGUGUAGUGUUUUUCUUGCUUGUUUAAUAGUUAUGUACACUCAUUCUGAUCUUUGUAUUGUAAUGUUUAGCUAAUAAUGAAGUUUCAUUUCAUUGAA